AUGGCUGAUGAGGCCAAACGGCCGAAGGUGACCCUGAUUGCAAAGGCAGACAAGGGUGAGACACUCAAGGCGACUGGGCCUGGAGAUGGUCGUCUUCGCCCGGCUCCUGCCAGGACAGUUCGGACCGAGAGAGACGUGAAGGUGAUAAAGGAGUCUCACUCCAAGGAAAUCAAGGAACCCAAAGAAGCCAAGGGGCCUGAAGUGACAGAAGUCUUGAAGCCACAGGAACCCAGGCCGCAAGUCCGUACACCUACCAGGCCCAAGGUGCCCGUCAAAGCGGCUGGAGCCCCCAAGCGAGUUCCGGCCAAACGAACGGCCGCAACGGUCCCCAUGCCGGAGCCCAAUGGAGUCGUGGUGACAUCAGCGUCAGUAGUGAAGCCGCCUACCUUGCCAGCUCCACGGGCAGAGCCACCUACACCAGCGGCACCGCUUUCAGCGGCGCAUUUCAAUGUUGGCGGGCAAACCUUUCAGGUUGCAGCAAAAUUAGUGAAGGCAAAGCCGGAGACCCUGUUGGCCAAACUUUUAGCCAAAGCAGACUCGAACCGGCUGAUACAUGUUCCUGUAGACAUUUGCCCUGAUCGCUUUCGGAUUUUGUUAGACUGGUAUCGCUAUGGCGAAAUCUGGGUGCCUCAUACUACGGCGGUCAAAGCUGUUCUUCGGGAUGCCGCCCGUAAGGAACUCAGAGAUGAGCAGGUCUGGAAGGAAAAUGAAGGAAAAGGUCUCGAGUUUCCGAAAGAGAUUGUGGUGAAUGGCGCCUUCCGAAGCUUACAACCAGAUGCCAGCCAAGUCAGUCGGACUUUAGUCACUACAAUCAUCAACAGGUGGGCUGGAUUUCAUACCUUUUUUGCUGGCAUUCUGCAUGAGAUUGACGAGCACUUUAAAUCUGUGGGGUCACGCUCUGCAGACAGCAUAGAUCCGAUAGAUGAAGAGGCAGCUGCAGCAGAGGAGAUAUUUGAUUUUCCCCGAUUUGCAGUGCAGCUAUUUCGAGAAGAGGCGGUCAUGAUGGAGGAGCAGAACCUCCGCCACCCCCGUGGCAAAGCAACGCCGCGUUCGUGGGGCAGCUUGUGCCACAACGCAUCAAUGGUGUCACGCGUGCUCACAGUGGGCGAUGGAGACUUGUCAUUUUCCUUGGCCUUAUCCCGAGCAUUUGGAGAAGCACUGCAGACUACUGCAACUACAUGGCUCACGUGUGAAGAACUUUGCAGUCGGUACGAGUCUGCCGGAAGCACGAGGGAGGAGCUUCUUUCAUCUGGAGUGUGUGUUCUUCACCGGGUGGAUGCAUGCAACCUCCAGUUGGCGGAACUUGGGUGCGCUGCUUCUCCCUUCGAUGUGGUGAUUUUCAACUUUCCUCAUUUGGGAGACGUCGCAGAAGACUGCCAUAGCCCAGCAAGCGAGCACGUGAAACAGCACCAGGCGUUGCUGGCGCACUUCCUUCACUCUGCGAGCUCGGUCACCUCGGAAGUGCACCUGACCCUCUGUGGCGAGCAGGCCAGCCUGUGGGACCUUCAUGGUGCUGCUGAACGGCUGGGCUGGAAGGAGUCUCGGAGCCUUUGCCUGAGUCAUGCACGGCAUCUUUUCUCCACAGAUAUGCUUACGGAGAACAGGCUUCCCCUCCUAGAAGAUUUUGCUGUGGGGAGGCUGGCCAGCUUGGUUGCUGUUCCGGCCGAGCCCACUUGGAGAUGCAGAAGAAAGUGGCGAAACGGCUCCUUGGGUUUUGUCCAUUGGGCAUCGCGGUAUGGCUAUGAACACCGACGCCACGAAAGUGAGCAGCUUAUGAACAUCGGCAAUUGCACAACUUUUGUGUUCCAAACCUCUGAUGCUGGUAAAGCACCAUGCACCUUGGCUGAUGCACAUGCUGUGCAGCAUCAGUGUAAAAUCUGCGGGCAAGAGUGCCAGGAUGGUGAGACUUUGGCCCAACACUUGCUUCUGCCCGCAUCACCAGCGGCUUCAGCACAAAUCCAGGUGUGCCAAAGGUGUUCCAAAGCCUUUUCCUCCCAACGUGCCUUGCAGCAGCACGUUGCCUCAUGUGGCUCAAUCCAGGCUAAGGCGGCUAAGGAGAAAGACUUGAAACAGGGCAACGGGUAUGUUGGAGAUGCAGGGAUGGGGCUGGUGGUCUCUGUUGAUGUUGUGGUGGAGUUGGAAGGUGAGCGACUUCUACAUUUUGCACGUCAAAUGGACACUUUAAGGAAACAUCUUUCCACAAAGUCUUCAGCGAAGCGAGCCAUCGAAGGAGGUGAAUUGACUCUGAAUGGUGAAAGAGUCGAGGAAAGCCGGAAGCUUCAUCCUGGCGACGUGGUGCGGUUGCGUUUGAACAAGGCGCGUGAAAUUCAGGAGUCCACAGUAGCUCGGGCACGGGCUGUCAAACUGGUCACCCUGAAUUACGGAGGUCGAAAACUCACCGCUGAUUCCGCUUUAGACGCUGGCUCUGCUGUAGCAUGGCAAGUCAUUCGUUCCGUUUGCCCAGAUGGUGUGGCAAUUGUUUGGAAGCCGAGUGGGAUGAGGAGUCUCGGAAGCCAUGCGGGUACCUUGCAAACAUCUUUGCCUUGGCUUCCUGAGCUGCAAGACAGUUUCAAUCCUUUUCACGUUUCCCCGACCCCCUUGAGCCGACUUGAAAUUGGAUGCAGCGGCUUGUCCCUAGUGGCCUUGAACGAGCCUGUGCGAAGCGAGCUGUAUCAAUACCUGCUGGCUGGCUGCGUCACUCAUGUGUUCAAAGCUUUGGUGCACGGCCGUGCCGGCUCUGAGGGAGAGACCCGGAUGUUGAACUGGAGAGGAGCUACUUGGAAAACGCCACAUGCGGAAGAAGAAUUUGAGAAAGAGAGUUUCCCAGAGCAAGAAGGUGACAGUGAAGUCAGUGUGCAGAGCGUUGGAGCCUCUGAAGCUGUGAUGAGCACAAUUGAACUCAGCACCGCUUCCGCUUGUGGCAGGUGUUGCGGGUCGUUAUGCUACCUCAUGCGCAUGCAUGGGACUCCGGUGGUUGGAGAUAUGCUGGCACGAUCCGCUCGAACUGGAAGCUUGGACGGUUGA
This is a messenger RNA of Durusdinium trenchii, 3024 nucleotides long. NCBI's taxonomy places the organism in Eukaryota, Dinophyceae, Suessiales, Symbiodiniaceae. The record is from the annotation of a GenBank genome assembly.